ACAAUCAUAGCGACGUUAUACACACGUUGCCAUUCGCGAUUCAACAUUACAACGUCCAAAAUGGCCGACGCUGGAAGCCCGACGGUCUAUAUCGCGGUAAAUGUGGAAAACAACAAAGAACCAAAUACGGAAACUACAAAACAUACAGUACAAAAAUCAAAAUGGAUAAAUAAGCAAAUAAGCAAAUUUCAGAUUUCAGAAGCUGGAGAAAUGGGCUAUUUGGUACCUUUGACAAACGAAACUAAAAAUACUACAAGCAUUCAGGCUAUGAAGGAGCAUACAAAACUAUCAAACGAAAUGAGUACAGAAGACAUGCGAAUUCUGAGUGCCCUAAAAUCCUUAUUUGAAACAUGCGACACAAAAGUUAUCGUUAACAAGUUGAUGCGCGCCACAAAGAAGUUAUAUUCACCCGAACUUGAAGUUAUAAUGGGCAAGGAAUAUCUUUCAUUUCAAAAUCUAACCCGGAAAGAGAAGAUUAAUCAUCUCGGUGAACGCUUAAAUCGAUUUUACAAAUUGGAAAUAAAACUAAUCAAACAAGCAGAGAACGAAAGAAAAGAAGAGGUACAACGAAAAAAAAGAGAAGAAGAAGAGGCCAAGGAGGAAGCAGAUUUACAAAUGGAACUCGAGUAUAAAAUAAAAUCCUUGUUACAAGAUAUUGGACUUAUGGAAGAUGAGAUAAAAGCAGACGACGAUUCAAAUUCGUCUGCGAUUUCCGUUGUGGCAUCUGCUGCAGAUCAAUCAAAAUUCAAAAAUAUGUUAUCAUUCUGGAAAGACGUUGAUUCAAAUCAAGUCAAGGUACAAAUUCUAGAGGCGAUGAGGGAUUCAAACUUAGCUACAGAUUUUGAUAGAGUAGAUGUGAUUGGAGGAGGAAACCCGUGCGUUAUUGUCGGUGGUGACCCUUGUGUCAUUGGAGGGGAUCCAUGUGACAUUGGAGGAGGAGACCAAUGCAACGCAUUCAGCCAACCUCGCAUUCAGAAGCACACUAUCACAUGGGACAACCAAAGAUUAUUUUUCCUUUCUAUGUUGAUUAUUGUAGCUAUAGUAGGACUGUGUUACCUUGCAUUUUAUGUUUGGUGGAACCCCACCGAUAUACAGAAUGGCUGUUUUUUCUGCGAUAACCUUUCCCGAUACAUUUUCAACAAAACAGUAGAGAUUUUAAUGUGAAAAACAAGAAUAUAAUUAUAUAUAAAAUAAUGAAAAUAUUGCAAAAUAUAUUUGACCAUGUAUGGUAACGAAAUAAUGAAAAAAUUGCAAAAAAG
This is a messenger RNA of Mytilus trossulus (common blue mussel), 1259 nucleotides long. RefSeq lists its product as uncharacterized. The transcript has 2 exons. NCBI's taxonomy places the organism in Eukaryota, Metazoa, Mollusca, Bivalvia, Mytilida, Mytilidae. The record is from RefSeq and is a predicted model, not a curated record. The coding region runs from base 61 to 1164 and encodes 367 amino acids.